CAUAUUGACAUUGAAACCUUUUCCAUUAUAUGUUUGAUCUUUAUCUGCCACAAUCUGUCCAAUGGCUAAAUCUCCAGUACCUACCCUUGGAGACCUUUGGAGAACAAAGGAUUCAUCCAUAAUCAUGCAGAGGCCACGGAGUCCAAAAGUGGAGAAAAAAUUCAAUUUUCCUACCAACUCAAAGGAGGACUGGCAAACAGUGACUAGUGCUGUCACAGCUUUGUUUCAGAGAAAGAAGCUCGCAAACUUAGAACUGGAUUCUUUAACAGAGAAAGUCAGGCUUGUAAAAUCUGACAURGGGAACUCGGAGUUGUGUAAACGCUUCCGUGAGGAGAUUCUCGUCAAAGGAAUGAUUAUUCUUCGAGAUAUAAAAGUAAAUUCCGGUGUACAGUUAUUGGAAAAGCUUGCUAGUACAUGGACUCAUUUCUUUCAUACAGUUUUGCCGCUUGUUCAAGCGAUUUUCGUGAAUCUACAACCUGCUGAUGGCUAUUCCGUUCGUGAUGUUACGUUGAUAACAUUUCGAGAUAUCGUUGUUUUGAAAACAAAGCUCGAGGAAGCCUUUCAAAUGGGGCUUCCAGCUCCCCCCCAUGUAGUACAAAUGCUUCUCAUUUUGCAGAGUGUUCGUGAUUCAAUUCCACCAAGUAAAAAUCACAGAAGACUAGAAACAUUAGUAUCAUAUGUUGUAUCACCGUUCUUAAGCUCUACUGGACUGCGCCGCAAGCCAAUUACAUACAAUAAUGCAGAAGACAAAUUUUUGGGUGAUUCAAAACGCAUUCCAAGACCUGCAAGUGCAUUACAACUAUCAAAACCUGCAGAUAAACUUGAUCCRGUACUAGAGGUGGAUCCUGUCAAUCGCAGGCAUACCAUAACAGGCAGUGACGACUCGGUGUUUGUUAACCAGGCACUACAAGACAGUAGCUUAGGACAUAGCUCAAGCACAUUACAGGAUUAUAAAAUGUAAAUUAACUAUGGAUUAUUCGUCUUUGGCACAUAGGAGUAUGUCUGGUAUUUAGAACUAUUAUAGGCUUUUACCUCAUUUCUGAUGUYGGUUUUGUAACAGGUAAUUCUUAUCUGCCUUAAUGAUGGUUUAUUAAUUGAUAUAUGUMUUUAAUAGACUAAUUCCAAAAAUGGUGGCUCACUAAGAAUUGUCCCAAAUUGAUCCAUUGUCUGCAUUAGAAAUAGGCUGGUCAGUAUUUCCCACCAUUUUUUGAAUAAAAUUGUAUCACCGUUGCAUUGAUGUACAGUGAAUCAUGAAACCAAUGUGUAGGAGAAAUAUGCAGCCAAGCUGUGGCUUGUAGUUUGUCUCUAUUGAUAACUGGACUUCACCGAAGUCUCUUUUAUUGAUAACUGUUCUUCUUUAUGAAUGUAGUAGGAGUACAAAACUAAUUGUAAWAAGCAAAGAAAAGACUGACUUUAAUUAUUAAAUUAUAAUAACAAUUA
This is a messenger RNA of Exaiptasia diaphana, 1440 nucleotides long. Its product is annotated as proline-rich protein 5. The coding region runs from base 62 to 961 and encodes 299 amino acids. Gene Ontology annotation, biological process: TORC2 signaling. The record is from RefSeq and is a predicted model, not a curated record. The transcript is spliced from 2 exons. NCBI's taxonomy places the organism in Eukaryota, Metazoa, Cnidaria, Anthozoa, Actiniaria, Aiptasiidae. Gene Ontology annotation, cellular component: TORC2 complex.